CACGUCCGGCCCCGCCCCGGCCGGCUUGCGGACGGCGGCCGGGAGGCCGUGCCGCCACCGGCGCGCAGGGCGAUGCAGCUGCCGCCCGCCCUGCACGCCCGCCUGGCGGGAGCCCCUGGGGCGGCCGCGCCGCUGCCCGUGCAGCGGGACCACCUGGCCGGGAACGCGCCCUUCCGCUUCGCGGCGCGCCAGGUGCGCUUCCCGCGGGAGCACGAAUUCUUCGAGGACGGGGACGUGCAGAGGCACCUCUACCUCCAGGAUGUGAUUACGCAGGUGGCUGCGGAGCCGGAGAGGCCCAGGGUGCCCGAGUUCACCUGUCAGGUGGCUGGCUGCUGCCAGGCGUUUGACGCCCUGGAGGACUAUGAGCACCACUACCACACCCUGCACGGAAACGUCUGCUCCUCCUGUAAGCGGGCCUUCCCCUCUGGGCACCUGCUGGACACCCACAUCCUGGAGUGGCACGACUCGCUGUUCCAGAUCCUGGCCGAGCGGCAGGACAUGUACCAGUGCCUAGUGGAGGGCUGCGCGGAGAAGUUCAGGACCGGCAGAGACCGGAAGGAGCACCUGGUGACGCACCACCUCUACCCUGCAGACUUCCGCUUUGACAAGCCGAGGAAGGGCGGAGGGUAUGUGGCGGGGCUCGCGGAGGCCGCCUCCUGGGCUCAGCAGGCCCGAGAGUGUGCAGACUCCUGUCACCUAACGUCACGCCCAGCCUCGCAGGUGUCGACAGAAGCCCCAGGGGAGGACCAGGCACCCCCUGAAGGAGAUGCCAUGGAAGUCUGCUCUGAACACGCAGAGGCCCACCCGGAACCUCCAAGAGAGAGGCGGGUCUACGGCCACAGGAUACCGUCAACCAUCUGUUUCGGGCAGGGUGCCUCUCGAGGAUUUAAAAGCACCAAGAAGAAAAGCAAGCGCCUGUGACGGUGGAGCCCGCCCACUGCCCUGCUCGUCCCAGGCCGUGAAUAGCCAGCUGACCGAGGCCGUGGGGGAUGCGUGGGAUCUGGAAAGGGAUCCCUUGUGGGUGACUGGGGUGCGGGGAGCAGCCACCACCGCUCACAACGCCCUUUGGAGACACAUGGGGUAAACGGUUUUCCUUAGUGAGACGUGUGGAGUAAAGGGUCUUCGUUUACGUGGAGUAAACGGUUGUCCUUCUAUGCUGGGUGACAGUGAGGAUUUCGUCCUCGGCCACUUCUCAGAGGGGGCGAUGGGCUGACAGGUCCCUGGGGGGCUCUUCCUAGUUUUGGGGGGAUGCCCGCGGCCCUGGUGCCUGCGCUCGGGGGAGACUUCGGCCUUGGGAGGGGCUGCAAGGCCUGUGGAGCCAGAGGGACGUGGUGGGGCGGGUGGUCGGCUUGGCCCCGGUUUGGCGAUUCAGGCCUGCCCUGCUGGGCUUGGGACCGGGGACCCACCGGCUGGCUGUCCUCUGGGGCCUGUCCCCUGAGGGGCCCGUUUGGCCCUUCUCGCUGGGCACUUGGGCCUGGUCUCUGGUCCCUCUGCACCCCGCGCAGAGCCCUGCUGCCCCAGCAGCGCCGUGCUCGUCAGCCCGAAGGUGGCCUCUCUCCUCCGUGCUUUGCUGUGGCUUCACUAGUGCUUCCAGCAAAGGCGCUCGUCACCCUGUCUGCUCCACGGAGGGUGCUCUGAACCUGGGCUUUUCUCUCUUCAGAUGGCACCUCUACCCCAUUCUCUGUUCCUGCUCCUUCUAAAACCCCAGAAACAUGCAUCAGACACCCUCACUCUGCCUUCUAACACCCCUUCCCUAUUUCCUGUCCCUUAUCUGUCUUUGCUGCAUUUUGGGUAAUUGCUCAAGAUCCAUUUUUCAGUUCACUAAUUUCCUUAUCAGCUGUUAUCAGAUGUGUUGUUGAACUCAUUCACAGUGUUUAAUUUCCAAAGUUAUGAUUUUCAGUUCUUUUAAGUGCUAUGUUGUUUUUCUAAUUUGCUGGACUUUUAUAGCUUUUGUUAAUCUUAUCUUCAACUCAUUCUUUUUAAACAUAUUGAACUUAUUGUACAUUCUCUGACUGAUAGCACCAGUAUCUGAAGUCGUGGGUCUGACCCCUCCAUCCUUCUUUCUGCCGCCUCACUCAUGCUGCCUAGUUUCCUGGGGAAUUUUAUGAGUUUUGGCUGUGAGUUUGUAUUUCUUGGAAUUUACCACUGGAGUUUCUCUGACAUGUCUAGGUUCUAGCUGAAAAAAUGAAUAUUUGUUUCUGCUAUAUGACUGCAGAUCUAUGAUCUAGGACCACUUUAAAAUAAAUUCUUAGAAAAAUA
Messenger RNA from Cervus elaphus (red deer), 2259 nucleotides. It is a transcript of the gene ZNF511, whose product is annotated as zinc finger protein 511. The transcript is spliced from 6 exons. NCBI's taxonomy places the organism in Eukaryota, Metazoa, Chordata, Mammalia, Artiodactyla, Cervidae. The record is from RefSeq and is a predicted model, not a curated record. The coding region runs from base 73 to 921 and encodes 282 amino acids.